This is a messenger RNA of Penicillium atrosanguineum, 963 nucleotides long. Its product is annotated as aromatic ring-hydroxylating oxygenase subunit alpha. Gene Ontology annotation, molecular function: 2 iron, 2 sulfur cluster binding; iron ion binding. Lineage: Eukaryota; Fungi; Ascomycota; Eurotiomycetes; Eurotiales; Aspergillaceae. The transcript has 7 exons. The record is from RefSeq and is a predicted model, not a curated record. The coding region runs from base 1 to 963 and encodes 320 amino acids.
AUGACUGAACUCAGCCGCACUCUACCAGCUUCAUGGUAUACCAAUGAAUCGCUUUAUCAGAUGGAGCGAAAGGCAGUUUUCAAUAAAUCUUGGUAUCUGCUUGGUCCAGUGACCAAGUUCCAGACUGUGGGCGAGCAUUACGAGUAUGAACACGCGCAGCAACCCAUAUAUGUUGUUCGUACUUCUGGUGAUGCUUUGAACCCAACAGCCGAGGAGCUGAAGGUGUUCCACUCGAAAACAGGCAAGGAACUGCGUAGCCACCUCACUCCUACCGGUCUGCUGUUUUCGACCAUUUCCGAUGAAGCUCCUAGCUUCCACGAGUUUUUCCCUGAAAUUGAGGAGCUACUCGCAAAGGUCGACUUCACCAAACUGCCUUUCAGGCACAGCAUCAAAUAUGAAGGCCGCUUCAACUGGAAGACUAUGGUUGAUGGGUAUCAGGAGUGUUUGCACUGUCAAUACACUCAUCCAUCAUUCUCCAUAUAUUAUCCACCCACUUUCUAUACCGUGAAGAACUCCCACAAUUUCAGUCAACACAUCGCCGAUCCCAAGAAGCCGGAUGACGGACUAUUCCUGUAUACCUUCCCUAAUUCCACGAUCAACGUGUAUGGAGGCGGAAUGUCUUCUUUCCGAGUCUGUCCUACUUCUGAUCCCAACGUGACUCGCAUGGAGUUUGACUACUAUCAUUUGGAGUCUGGCAAGAAGUUUGACGAGUACUACAAAUUUGUGCGGCAGGUCGCGCAUGAGGACUUCGAGCUCUGUGAGAAAGCCCAGUUCAAUCUCACACAGGGUGUUUACCAUGAGGGGAUCCUGAACCCCGAGAAGGAAAAUGGUGUCUCUUAUUACCAGCAACGAGUAUUCGACAUGGUCUGCGAACAACACAAACUGGACCGUGCAGCCAAAGAGAACGCCGAGAAAGGAUUGGAAGAACGAGCUGCGCCAGCGAUGGUGCCGAUGGAAGCGUAG